AUGGCCCAGCAGUCUGGACAAAGUGCCACACUUUUGGCUGAUAAAAUGGAGGCUGUGGCAAGGCAGCUUCUGUCUUCUGCUGACGCUCUCCGUGUCAAUCCUGCGGCCAAGCAAGACCAUGUCGGAAUUAUCGAGUCUACACAUUCCUUGCUUGCUGAGCUCAAAAACCCUCUGGACAAUGUAAUGGACCAAAUGGUCUGUCUGUCCAAGUUUGCCGCCAUGAGGCUGUUCAUCAAGUGGCGAUUGUUCGACAAGAUUCCCGCCAACGGAACCAUCUCGUACGAAGAACUGGCAAGCAGCAUUGGAGCCAAAAAAGGCUUGAUCACUCGAUUCGGAUCAGCAUUGGUAGCAAAUGGUGUUCUUCAAGAAGUCGAAAAGGGCACAGUUGCGCACACUGCACAGAGCAAGGUGUUGCUCUCUGACAAUCCCAUUAAUGCCCUCAUUUGCCUGGGUUUCGAUGCCCAUCUCAAGACCAUGGCAAGGCUCCCGGAUUAUUUUGACAAGUUUGGCCUUGGCGAGCCUAUAGGUAGAGAAAACACUCCAAUCGCCUUCACAGUCGGCAAUGCUUCCCUCACCAUCUGGGAGCACAUGAACCGCAGCCCGGAGAUGAAGAGAACCUUCAUGCUGGCUAUGCAAGCCAUGGCCACCAGACACGGCAUCAUCGGUGACUAUAGCUUCGAGUGGGUAGUCGACAAGGCUGCCGCAUCGCCAGAUCGACCGCUUGUUGUAGAUGUCGGCGGCAGCAAGGGCCAUGCGCUGGAAGCAAUUGUCGAGGCCACUGGCUUGCCAAUGGAGAGAUGUGUGCUUGAGGACUUGGAGCCCGUACUGGACAUGAUCAGGUCUCAAGCUGAUGGUCUUAUCAAGCAGGCGAAGCUUGUUGCAUUGGAUUUUCAUACCGAGCAGCCCGUCAAGGAAGCUUUGGUGUACUAUAUUCGGCGGUGUCUGCAUGACUACGGCGAUGCUGACUGCAUCAAGAUCCUGAAGCAGAUUUCGAGUGCCAUGGCGUCUGAUAGUCGCAUUUUGAUCGUGGAGGACGUUUUGGGAGACGCGCCAUCUCCUGUGUCGAUUGGAAACGACAUUUUGAUGAUGCUUCUUGGUGGAAAAGAGAGAACGCUAGAGGAAUUUAAGGGUAUUAUGGGCGAGGCUGGUUUGGAGGUGGAGAAGCUGUGGAGGUUCAAAGGGACGGAUUAUGCGAUAAUAGAGGGGAGAAAGGUAAUGCGGCAAGAGGUAAAAUAG
Molecule: messenger RNA, 1236 nt
Organism: Metarhizium acridum CQMa 102
Lineage: Eukaryota; Fungi; Ascomycota; Sordariomycetes; Hypocreales; Clavicipitaceae
Molecular function (GO): O-methyltransferase activity
Source: RefSeq, a predicted model, not a curated record